UCCACUUCGACGUUUGGGAACAAUAACGUGACGUUUUUCUGAAUCGCAAAAAGUAGACACAAACCCGCCUAUAAGUCUUUGACCUUUCAUAAAUUACACAUGCCAGAAUUUAGAAAUGCUUGAAAUCAUUUCCCUUAUGGUAGGAAAAUGUGGCCUCCAAAUUGGAUCCAAGUUUUUGGAAACUAUCUGUAGGGAACACGGCGUUGAUAAAACUGGCACAUACUGCGGCAAGUCGGAUGUUCAGCUCGAUGGAAUCAGUGUCUACUUUAGUGAAGACGGCGGUGGUAAAUAUAUUCAUCGAGCCAUUCUUGCCGAUCUGGACCCGCCCAUCUUGGAUUCGAUUACGUCAGGACCAUUUAGUGAACUGUAUUGGCCAGACGGCUGCGUGAGCGGCCAAGCGAGCUCCGGAAACAACUUCGCCAAGGGAUACUACUCCGAAGGUUACAUGAUUUGCGACGCGAUUCUUGAUGCGACGCGGAAAGAGGCGGAACGUUGCGACUGUCUUCAGGGAUUCCAAAUAGCGCACUCGAUAGGUGGCGGCACUGGUUCCGGUUUGGGUUGUCUGCUACUCAGUAAGCUCCGGGAUGAAUACCAAGACAGGAUCAUCAACUCCAUUUCAGUUUUUCCAUCGCCAAAGGUAUCAGAGAUAGCAGUUGAGCCCUACAAUGCUAUGUUUGCCCUUGCCCAGCUGAUAAAAAAUACGGAUGAAACGAACUGCUUUGAUAACGAAGCUUUGUACGACAUCUGUUUUCGCACCCUGAAGCUCACCACCCCAACCUACGGUGACUUGAACCAUCUGGUGUCUGCUACCAUGUCCGGUGUCACAACCUGUCUCAGAUUCCCUGGUCAAGUGAACGCAGAUCUUCGCAAACUAGCAAUGAACAUGGUUCCAUUCCCACGUCUCCACUUUUUCAUACCAGGUUUUGCCCCUCUACCCCCCAUUGCAGACCAGGAGUAUGGUGAAUUUACUGUCCAUAAGAUCAUCCACCAGUUGUUUGAUGCCAAAAACAUGAUUGCUGCCUGUGAUCCACGUCAUGGCCAAUAUUUAUCCUGUGCUGCCAUCUUCCGUGGCAACGCGUCAAUGAGGGAGGUGGAUUAUACAAUGAUCGACUGCCAGGAUAGGCACAGCGAGUACUUUGUAGAAUGGGUCCCUGACAAUGUGAAGACAGCGUACUGUGAUAUUCCGCAGCAUGGCCUCAAGAUGUCUGCAACAUACCUGGCUAACAAUACAGCUAUCCAGGAACUUCAUCGACGAAUCUUCGAGGAGUUCAGCGUGCUGUUCAGGAGAAAGGAAUUCCUCCAUUGGUACACUGAUGAGGGCAUGGAUGUGAUGGAGUUCAGUGAAGCAGAGACUGACAUAAAUGAUUUGAUCUCUGAGUACCAGCAGUACCAUGAUGUCACUAUGGAUGACGUGGUUCAACACUAUCGGACUUCUGAAAGGAAACCUUUCCCGUGUCCGAUGGAGUCAGAGUCAGCAUCCGAUAUGAACCAAUUGGCAGCUGAAUACCAGCAGCAUCAAGAUGAUAUCAUUGCUGAUGCUGCUAACAAUAUUCGUCCCCCAUCUCCAGUCACCUCAUCUCAAGUCGCCAAGUCUUUGGACAACGUGUGUCCAAACUGCGGGGCCAUUAUCAGUAAUAAGACUCGGUCUCCUAUUAACCAACACCCAGACAUCCCGCCUCCAGACACCCCGUCUCCGGUCACCAAGUCUCCAGACACUUCAUCUCCAGUCACCUCAUCUCCACUUACCAAGUCUCCAGUCACCUCAUCUCCAGUCACCAAGUCUCCAGACACCCCAUCUCCAGUCACCUCAUCUCCAGACACUAAGUCUCCAGACACCCCAUCUCCAAUCACCUCAUCUCCAGAUACCAAACAUCCAGACAUCCCAUCUCCAGUCACCUCAUCUCCAGACACCAAGUCUCCAGACACCAAGUCUCCAGAAACCCCAUCUCCAGUCACCUCAUCUCCAGAUACCAAUCAUCCAGACACCCUAUCUCCAGUCACCUCAUCUCCAGACACCAAGCCUCCAAACACCCCAUCUCCAGUCACUUCAUCUCCAGACACUAAGUCUCCAGACACCAAGUCUCCAGAUACCAAACAUCCAGACAUCUCGUCUCCAACCACCUCAUCUCCAGACACCAAGUCUCCAGACACCCCAUCUCCAGUCACUUCAUCUCCAGACACUAAGUCUCCAGACACCAAGUCUCCAGAUACCAAACAUCCAGACAUCUCGUCUCCAACCACCUCAUCUCCAGACACCAAGUCUUCAGACACCCCAUCUCCAGUCACUUCAUCUCCAGACACCGAGCCUCCAGACACCAAGUCUCUAGACACUUCAUCUCCAGACACCAAAUCUCCAGACACCCCAUCUCCAGACACCCCAUCUCCAGUCACUUCAUCUCCAGACACCAAGUCUCCAGACACCCCAUCUCCAUACACACCAUCUCCAGUCACUUCAUCUCCAGACACCAAGUCUCCAGACACCCCAUCUCCAGACACCCCAUCUCCAGUCACUUCAUCUCCAGACACCAAGUCUCCAGACACCAAGUCUCCAGACACUCCAUCUCCAGUCACCUCAUCUCCAGACACCAAGCCUCCAGACACCCCAUCUCCAGAUACCAAGUCUCCAGACACCAAGUCUCCAGACACCCCAUCUCCAGUCACCUCAUCUCCAGACACCAAGCCUCCAGACACUCCAUCUCCAGUCACUUCAUUUCCAGACACUAAGUCUCCAGACACCAAGUCUCCAGACACCCUAUCUCCAGUCACCUCAUCUCCAGACACCAAUCCUCCAGACACCCCAUCUCCAGUCACCUCAACUCCAGAUACCAAGUCUCCAGACACCCCGUCUCCAGUCACCGAGUCUUCAGACACCCCAUCUCCUGUCACCCCAUCUCCCGACACCAAACAUCCAGUCACCCCAUCUCCCGACACCAAGUCUCCAGUUACCCCAUCUCCCGGCACCAAGUCUCCAGUCACCCCAUCUCCCAACACCAAGUCUCCAGUCACCCCAUCUCCCGGCACCAAGUCUCCAGUCAGCAAGUCUCCAGACUUCGUAUCUCCAGACAACAAGUCUUCGCACAUCACGUGUCCAAACUGUGGGACCAUAAUCAAUAUUAAGACCGAGAUUCCAGAUACCUCAUUCCCAGUCACCUCAUCUCCAAACUCCAAGCCUCCAGUCACCCCAUGUCCAGUCAAAAAGCCUCCAGACCCUCCAUCGAAAUGCAGGCGAUGUGAGGGGAAUUGGAACCAUUAUAGUAUGAACAUCAAACGCAAAACAUAGUGCUUAUUUAUUUAGCUUGGGCAGCAAGUCUUUGACCAGCCCGUGUCAGGGCGAUAUCAGGUCAACUGGGCCAAUAUUAGGACCAACACCAAGCGCAAAAAAUAGCGUUUAUUUAUUAUAUAAAAAACACCCAAAGUUCAAUGCAUGUUAAUGCACGUCAGAGAUUAACAUAUUGUAUGUAUGUAUGUAUGUAUGUAUGUAUGUAUGUAUGUAUUGAUGUAUGUAUUGAUGUAUGAAUAUCUAUAUAUUGUAUGUAUGUCGAGGUUGACUGUUACAUACAUAGAUAUUAACGCACUGGC
Messenger RNA from Gigantopelta aegis, 3579 nucleotides. RefSeq names its product hyphal wall protein 1-like. Gene Ontology annotation, cellular component: microtubule; cytoplasm. The transcript is spliced from 4 exons. Bases 116 to 3280 code for a protein of 1054 amino acids. The record is from RefSeq and is a predicted model, not a curated record. Gene Ontology annotation, biological process: microtubule cytoskeleton organization; mitotic cell cycle. Gene Ontology annotation, molecular function: GTPase activity; GTP binding; structural constituent of cytoskeleton. Lineage: Eukaryota; Metazoa; Mollusca; Gastropoda; Neomphalida; Peltospiridae.